CAACAACAACAACAACAACAACAACAGGCUGGCAAGAUCGGAGCAAGUGCGCAAUAACCAGGCAACCAUGGCGUCCAAGAAGUAUGACUUGUCCAAGUGGAAGUAUUCGGAGUUACGAGAUGCUAUAAACACGUCCUGUGACAUCGAAUUGUUAGAGGCUUGUCGUCACGAGUUUCACCGAAGAUUAAAAGUGUAUCAUGCGUGGAAAGCGAGAAAUCGAAGACGGACCACCAUGGAUGAGAACGAAAGAGCACCGAGGUCUAUCAUGGAAGCUGCCGCAAGGACACCGAGAACUACGAUGAAACAGCCCAUAACGGAGUCCACGCAGAGAUACUUUAGGAUCCCUUUCGUGCGGUCAACGGCGAAUGGCCAACAGGAGAAUCACGCGUCCAGUAAGCGAGGAUGGUGGUAUGCCCACUUCGAUGGUCAGUACGUUGCCCGACAAAUGGAACUCCACCCUGACAAACCACCGAUUCUACUGGUAGCAGGUGUCGACGACAUGCAAAUGUGCGAGCUCAGCCUAGACGAGACUGGACUGACCAGGAAACGCGGGGCCGAGGUGUUGGAGCACGAAUUCAAUCGCGAGUGGGAGAAACACGGAGGUAAACUGUACGUUCCACCGUGCGAUCGUAAGAAAUAACAACUGGCUAGUAGGUACACAGCGCGUCGACAGUCACAGGCGAUAGUAGUUUGUUGAGAUGUUACAAAUUUUUUUAUUAUUCGAGAGUGAGCUCGCAGCACAGUGCCUUACUAGUUAGAAUUCGUGCCUUACCCACGACAAAGGCAGCUCUUCCGUAGACCACUGACACGAACCUUUUCGAAUUAGCCGUUGUUAAUCGAUCUCUUUUCCUAAGCUGUUCCAAGCAUAAUUGCGUAUUUUUAUGAAUCGGUCGAUGCGACGACCACGCGAUACUUGUGGCAGAAAUUCGUUCGUUCAGUAUUCGAGAUCCCGAUCGAGAAAAUCGUAUGGAAAAUUGUUUUUUUAAUCCUAAGGAAUAGAUUCGUAGAGACAGA
This is a messenger RNA of Ceratina calcarata, 1014 nucleotides long. RefSeq names its product myosin heavy chain 95F-like. The record is from RefSeq and is a predicted model, not a curated record. The transcript is spliced from 5 exons. The coding region runs from base 68 to 640 and encodes 190 amino acids. Lineage: Eukaryota; Metazoa; Arthropoda; Insecta; Hymenoptera; Apidae.